AUGACGACACGCAAGGUCGUCACACUCCUCGGUGUCGUGGCUCUACGAACAAGGGCCACCGGAGGCGUGUUCCAAAUUUGGAAUUAUUACGACGCCAACAUCAUGACUACCGGGACCCCCAAGCGGUCAACUCUUCAGUCUCUGCGAGAGAAUAGUGUGGAUGACUUGUUUGAAGGUGACUUAGAGCCAGACCAACUUUUGUACUCGCACGAUGAGGAAUUCGAUCUGUCGAACCGGGACGAUCAGUCGCCCCGUCGUACUCUUGAGGAUGAGCUCAGACAGAUUUAUGGAGGGGAGUAUCCUGCACCUGCCUUCGACGAUUAUCUUGAAGUCAAAGCGGAGGAUGAGGUGGAAGAGCAAUUUCAAAAGUCUUCAAUUGAAAAAACAGGCCAGCACCAAGCUCGACGAACUUCUAUUCCUCCAGCACGGGCAAUCUCUGGUGCUGGCGGUGACGGCAUGCUUUUCUCGUUCGAGACACAUUUCGGUAGCCAUACAAUUACUUCAAAGACUGAACAAUACCACAACGACAUUCACGAGCCCCAAACCACGAAUGUAACGAAUGGUAAAUCUGUAGAGUCGCCCGAUACACAGUCAGUAAAUUCCUUCGCUGUGAACUUGGAUCUCGAUGGAACGAGCCCGCAGAUCGACCGCGUGCUGAAACAAAUCAAAUCGAAACAUACCCGGCAAGCUCUACACGAUGCUGAUCCAACCUUGACACGACAAGACCUUUUUAAUAUUUACAAACAUGCCGUGGCUUCAGGCGAGGAGGAGCUAGCAAGUUCGAAGCACACCUCUCGGGAUCAUAUUGGGUCAGUCAGCACUGAGACUGCGCUCGACGACUACCGAGCGUCCAAAUUUACUCAUGCGACCAGUCGACACUCCUCGUUGAUGCACGCUAAGCCAUACCUAUCCGACCCUACUCCUGUUGAAGUGCAAGGACAUCAUCCCUCAACGAUACCUCGAUCACCACAAAGAUGUCCUUCUCGUACAAGCUCUCUAGCUAGUGAAACUCGGCCGAUAUUGGAUGAGGACGAACCGCAACCUUUGAAUGAAGAAGCACUUGCACUGAAAACGAGUAGCACUCCCAAAGAAGACGACACACCUUUCAGGUUGCCUGGCAUUGCAGGCCGACCUGAAAGCCCCUUCAUGCGGCCAACAGCCUCAGCCAGCUGUGCCUCGACCGGUCGAAGUAGUCCACUAAGGCGACACCUCGACUGCGUCGAUACAGCCAGCACAAAAGCGUUGAUAGGAUCCCCUGCCCCUGAUCCCUUGCAAGUUCCGUCACGCCCCGAUACUCCGAGGCCGACAGUGACAGACAGAUAUUCACAAAGUUUCAUGGAGGUUUGUGGGCCAAAUCACCUGUCCUUCUUGAGUUCGCCAUUUGUUGAGAGAUGUGUGUCUGCCGACGAAGACAUAAAUAUGCCUGACCCAAAUCAAACUUCACCUGUUGAUGAUCCGAAUAUAUACACAUCGUUUGAUGGGAUGAAGUCACCACAGGACUCGUCACCACACUUCGAAGCUGAAGGCUUCUCUGGUUCUGAGCCGGUUACUGAUUUUGACAAUAUCGAUCCUGAUCCUAUGAACCCAAUGGCGCAUGGUGGUCGGCAAGACGAUCACCUUCCCGAAAUCCCACACCUGCAUGAUGAGGGGUUGUCCGUAGUGCAAUCAUACACUAGACCGAGAGUUGCUACAUCGUCUAACAGGAUUCCUCAACUCGCUCCACCAUGGGAAGAACCUAGAAGCACUGCCGAUAAGUCGAAUCUACGUUCCCACAAGGAUCGUGGCCUAGGGCAGCAUUCCGAGCAUGGGGUCGAGCUCGUGCUUCCUUCAGUGCCUGGCGAGAAACCGUUCAUGGAACCAGAGACGGAAAGAAAGAGCCAAUCGGACCCCUUCGCGUCAGGCGCUGAUUUGAUCUCAUUCGCUCCCGCUACCGACUCGGAGCCAGAGCCCUUGGAUUUACUCACAGGUUUUGUGGGAAGUAUCCACCAGGCGAAACGUGGUCAAAAGAAACCGCCAGCCAAAGCGCGAGCAGGUCAGCGCAGCGCCACGGCUGGUCGACUCCCAGCAAGAACUCAAGAGAACGACUCUGCGGCUUCUAAACAAGGUGGACUAGUAAAGAUGGCUGGCAAAAGGUCAAAAUCUACAGCUCUUGGGGUGCAAGGUAUCCGCGUGAAAGUGUCGAAGUCUCAAGUUACAAGUCGCAAAGUAACGAGAAGCGUGAAGCUUACGACCACUCGGCCCACUUCUCAAGUACCGGAAGUACCGGACGAUAUGGAUGUCGACAUAGAUCUUCCUCUAGAAGAGCUACAGCCACCCCCGGAAACUCCUGAGCAAGACAGUGGUUUAGAGCAGGACGAGAUAACUGUCAACAGUGGUGGUGCUCAGCCCUCGAAAAAGUCGCGCUCAGCUAGAGGGAAGGCCUCCAGGCCGGCGAACAUGACGCCAAGACGAAGCAAUAGGCAGAGGAACACAGUGUCACCUGAACAGAUGACAGUUGACUCGCCAGAACCGCAAGCGACAACACAGACCACACCAAGUCGAGCCAAGUCACGGCAAAACCAUAACAAAGCAUCGGCAGCAGACAAGCACCACGUCGAGACAGGGGAGAAACCUUCAGGUGAUACCGUAUCUCGCAGUCGUGUACCGAGAACGCCUCGUUCGAGGAAGAAGGUGGUCGGUGAUAGGCUCAACCCCCAAUCUGCUGCAAAGAGUACAGAGAAAGAGCAGCCAGUAGCAACGAGACGCUCGCCUAGGAUUGCAAAGACGAUGGGACACAGCUGA
Molecule: messenger RNA, 2781 nt
Organism: Lithohypha guttulata
Lineage: Eukaryota; Fungi; Ascomycota; Eurotiomycetes; Chaetothyriales; Trichomeriaceae
Exons: 2
Coding region: 1-2781 (926 amino acids)
Source: RefSeq, a predicted model, not a curated record